Fusarium musae is the source of this 186-nucleotide messenger RNA. It is a transcript of the gene NOP10, whose product is annotated as snoRNP complex protein. Gene Ontology annotation, biological process: ribosome biogenesis; rRNA pseudouridine synthesis; positive regulation of telomerase RNA localization to Cajal body. Lineage: Eukaryota; Fungi; Ascomycota; Sordariomycetes; Hypocreales; Nectriaceae. Gene Ontology annotation, molecular function: box H/ACA snoRNA binding; telomerase RNA binding. The record is from RefSeq and is a predicted model, not a curated record. Bases 1 to 186 code for a protein of 61 amino acids. Gene Ontology annotation, cellular component: box H/ACA telomerase RNP complex; box H/ACA snoRNP complex. The transcript has 2 exons.
AUGCAUCUCAUGUACACCCUCGACGCCCAAGGCAACCGCCUGUACACCCUCAAGAAGGUCGCCCAAGGCCAAGUCACCAAGUCCGCCCACCCCGCGCGCUUCUCCCCCGACGACAAGUGGUCGCGCCAGCGCGUUACUCUCAAGCGACGAUUUGAGCUUCUCUUGACUCAGCAGAAGGACGAAUAA